AUGAAUGGCACAACGAACGGCGUGAGCACUCAUGGCCCGACCAGCAACACCCUUCCGGCAUCCUGGUACCGCGAAGAGGGGAUGUACGAACUGGAAAAACGGGGGAUAUUUUCCAAACAGUGGCUCUGUGUUUCCCAUUCGCUGCGAUUCAGAGAGGUCGGGGAAUUUGUGAAUUUUGAGAUUGCCGGCUACAAGUUCUUCGUCAUCCGCGACCGACAGAAUGAUCUGAAGGCUUUCCUGAAUAUUUGUCGACAUAGAGCGUAUCCCGUCAUUGAAAAGCAGAGUGGUCAGGGAGGAAGAGCGAGUAUUUUGGCGUGCAAGUAUCACGGAUGGUCUUAUGGCCUCUCGGGCAAUCUCGCAAAGGCACCGCGCUUCGAAACGGUGGACAACUUUGACAAAUCUCAAUAUUCUCUGUAUAGUGUCCAUCUGCGCAUUGACAGACUCGGCUUCGUCUGGGUCAACCUCGAUGCUGCUAACCCGCCCACGAUUGCUUGGGAAGACCAUUUUCAGAAGGUCGACGAGCAGCCACGCCAGAAAGACUUCUCCAUGGAUGACUUUACAUUCGACCACGCGUGGGAGCUGGAGGGGGAGUACAAUUGGAAGGCCAUGGUGGACAACUAUAACGAGUGUUACCACUGCACGACUGCACAUCCAGGCAUUCUGGCAACCACGAAACUCGAUACGUACGACGUCAAGGGCAUCAAAGGGUGGAUUGAGCACUACUCGGAGCCUCUGGACAGCGUGGAACACAAGUAUGGAGUGCAGCCCACUUACUUCUUCCCCAAUGCUGCCAUAUUGAUCUCCGAUGGAAUUACUUAUCUGACUCGGUUCGCUCCCAAAUCCGCCACUUCGCUGAAGCUGGAAUAUGAGGUCUAUCGGCACAAAUCAUGCACCGAUCAAGACUUUGACACCAUGAAUCCCUUCUUCAAGCAAGUCGAACGGGAGGAUCUCGAGCUGUGCAACGCUGUGCAGCGCAACCUCAACAUGGACACCUAUGUCAAGGGACCACUGCACCCACACAACGAAAAGGGCGUCAUCUACUUCAAGAAUCUGGUGAGAGAUGUGCUCCACAAGCACAUGGAGGAAGAGCAACGAGCUGGACAGAUGAUCUAUCCCGCUCGGAGGGACGAUGGCAACCAAGAAAUCGCGGCUGAAGAGGCCUUCUGUCGUCUUGCCUGUGAUGGAAUUGGAUCCAAAGGAAUUCCACAAUGUGGCCGGUCCACGCCCGUUCCUCAAGAUGCACCGCCUUCUGUACAGUCCCUUUCCACCGCCCGAAAAGCGGCUCGUGCCCAGGCGAAGCACCGCUUGUUCUAUACGAUCGACUACGUGUCUCGGGUUUCCUACUUCGACGCGCGGAGCGAGUACCGCGACUUCCGGGGCUUCUUCGUCCUCUUCUGGAUCAGUCUGACCAUCAUGGUGAUCACGACGUGUCUGAGAAACAUCAAAGAGACGGGUCAUCCACUGCGAGUCGAAGUAUAUGCUCUCUUGUCCCGAAACGUCAUUUCACUGGGCCUCAGCGAUGCUGCCAUGGUGGCCAGCACCGCGUUGAGUUUGCCCAUCCAAAAAAUGGUCCGGGGCACGAACGGCGUCCUGCGAUGGCGAAGAGCGGGGAUUUGGAUACAGGGCAUGUUCCAAGCACUGUGGUUGGCACUGUGGGUGAGCUGGCCCUUCUUGCUGAGCUGGACCUGGACGGCGCAGGUCUUUUUCGCGCUGCACACCCUGACCUUCCUGAUGAAAAUGCAUUCCUACGCCUUCUAUAACGGCCACUUGAGCGAGACCGAGCACCGGCUGCGAGACCUCGACAAGCCAGAAACGGCAGACCGGGGCAAGGCCGUCAAAUAUCCCGGCUCUCCCUCGCGCUUGCGCCAGAUGGACUCGGAGAGUUCCGAGUCAGAGAAGGAAGACGAGCAGGAUCUGGCCCAGCUCCGGCGUGAUUUGGCGACCGAGUUGACCUCUCCCCUGGGACAAGUCACCUACCCUCAAAAUCUCAGGCUGUCCAAUUACCUCGACUACGUCCUCUGCCCGACUCUUUGCUACGAGCUGGAGUACCCACGGACACCCAAGAUCCGCUGGGAUGAUCUCUUCUACAAGACCCUCGCCGUCUUCGGCUGCAUCUUUUUGAUGAUCACCAUCAGCGAGGAAUUCAUCAUGCCGGUCCUGGCCGACUCGGCGGCCCGGCUUCGUCUGACCACGUCGCUCUCCGAAAAGGGCUUGAUCUUGGCUGAGACCACCAGCCUGAUGCUAUUCCCCUUCAUGAUCACCUUUCUCCUGGUCUUCUUGGUGAUCUGGGAGUACAUCCUGGGCGCCUUCGCCGAGAUCACUUGCUUCGCCGACCGCCAUUUCUACUCGGACUGGUGGAAUUCCAGCGACUGGCUCGAAUUCAGCCGCGAGUGGAACAUCCCGGUCUACCACUUCCUGCGCCGUCACGUCUUCUUCUCGUCCAAGACGUACUUUUCGACGCCCGUGGCAAUGACCAUCACCUUCCUGGUCAGCGCGCUCGGCCAUGAGCUGAUCAUGGGCUGCAUCACCAAGAAACUACGAGGCUACGGCUUCAUUGCCAUGAUGCUCCAGCUGCCGAUCGUCGCACUGCAAAGGAGCAAACUGGUUCGAGGACGAUGGGUGCUCAACAACGCCGCGUUCUGGGGCAGCAUGAUCCUGGGGUUGAGCACCAUGUGUAGCCUAUAUGUCCUGGUUUGA
This is a messenger RNA of Fonsecaea erecta, 2697 nucleotides long. RefSeq lists its product as hypothetical. The transcript has 5 exons. Gene Ontology annotation, cellular component: endoplasmic reticulum membrane. Gene Ontology annotation, molecular function: ergosterol O-acyltransferase activity; 2 iron, 2 sulfur cluster binding; iron ion binding. Gene Ontology annotation, biological process: ergosterol metabolic process. The record is from RefSeq and is a predicted model, not a curated record. The coding region runs from base 1 to 2697 and encodes 898 amino acids. Lineage: Eukaryota; Fungi; Ascomycota; Eurotiomycetes; Chaetothyriales; Herpotrichiellaceae.